Messenger RNA from Amoebophrya sp. A25, 2034 nucleotides. NCBI's taxonomy places the organism in Eukaryota, Dinophyceae, Syndiniales, Amoebophryaceae. The record is from the annotation of a GenBank genome assembly.
CGGCGAAGAAGAAGCCGGUCAGAAUCUUCCCGGCCGCAAAUAAGGACCAAAGUGGGAGAGCAGGGAGCAGCACGCCUGGGCCCAGUAAGCGCGAAAAGAAGACGUCGAAUACAAAUAAGGCCGAAAGUAGCAGCUCGGACGCUUCAGACCGAGAGUACGACACCUUUCCCGUGCAACUGGCUGGAAAAACGGAGCAAGGAGGCAACACGAGCAAGGCUUUACUAAAGCAGGAAACAGAGGAGGACGACGAUCGCUAUCACAUCAAGCGGAGCGACAACUUAGUGGACAAGGUUCUGCAGCAGCAGCUCUCCGCGAUCCUUUACAACCACCUGGAGGAAACUGUAUCCAUCCAGGUGACUAACGUCUUCAGUCUGAAUCAACGGCGGUCCCUCCAGUCGAUUCGUGAAAUCCGCAGCAUCUCUUGGUUAAAACUGUAUAAGGAUAUCACCAGGGAAGAAGAGGACCAAGUGCGAGAGCUGACCGACAGGGUUUACUACUCUAAGGGGGACGAGUUGGACAAGGCUGCUCUCCGCGCCGAAGUCAAUAAGUACGUUGUGCAGCUUGGCGGGUCUUUCUUGCAGGACGUUCUCCUCAAAUCGGUGGCGACUUUUCGCAAAGAAAGUGGGUCAUUUCCUUCGAGUAUUGACCUUAGCAAACUGUUCAAAAGUGGCACUGAAGAGUGGAUGAUUACCCUGCACUCGCCGAGGGUCUUCUUAUGCUUAGGGUGGAUCCCCUUGUCCGAAGUUGAUAAACUCGAGAGAGCAAUUAGGGAGCAGCGCAAACACGUUCCAAGCCUCGGGGUCCUACGGCCGCACAUCGAGCAAGCGGCGUCCGAGGCGGCCCGGUCCUCGCUCACGAGCUUCACUGAGAAUUUUAUUAAAAGUUUGGCACUGCAAGUGGUGCAAGUCGUGAAGUCGGACGGAAGCGGCGGGGCAAAACAUAAGGCUAACAAGGCACCUCAGCAGACGCAGCGAUCGCCCGACCCCAGUGCGGGCUCGGGUUCCUCUUGGUGGUGGAAUUACCCUCCAGCGGGAGGCUAUCGUGGUGGCCCCUCCCCGCGCGGCGUUUCCCAGAACAUCCUCCCCGUGCCUACCUUCGGGCACUACAACCAGCAGCUAAAUGCCGCGGCGAAAACUAAAGGCAAGUUUGGAUCCAAAGACAGCGGGGCUAACCCUAGUGCGAAAGGAUAGGGUAAACCUUGCACAGCAGCGAACUUGGGUAUCGUAUCGUGAUGAGGUUGAAUGUUGCUCGGAUGUCGACUCCGACGUUUUCUUGCGUUACGGCGUACACCUGGCGCAGUCGGGUUAUUCGAACAUCAUCCAGUACGUGAACAGUGCAUUUCGAUUUGAGCGAUGUCGUCCACCUUCGGCUCCAUCUCCAAAGAUAAGCGACCUGUUACGGGUCGAAACAAAUAUUAAAGACGUUUAUAAACGCCUCAAGGAAUUCGAAAGAGAGGCGCGCAAGGCUUCGCCCUUGGCUGAUCUCCUACUGAUCGGCAAACUUCAAAGCAACUCUGUGCAGUUUGUUGCUUCACUCUUGUUGUCCACCGGCCUUCGGUCGGAUGCUGCAGUUCGCAUUUCCUGUGACGCUGACAUCGUAAAAGUGGGAGGGACGGAGAAGGCUUUGAGAUUGAGAAUUUUAAAGGAUAAAGUGUGCAGUCAUUUCUCAAUGUGGGUUUGUUCUUGCGGCAGCCAAACCGGGGCAAAGUUCUGCUACCACCAUCAGCAGUUCUGUCUUCCCAUCUCCAAAGAUCUCAUCCGUCAUGUCUCGAAUAGUUUUAGCGGUAACCUUACAACCCACUCCUGGCGGCGCACCCAUCUACUAUGUGUAAAGGACGUGAUGAGUGUAUCUGGAUUCGUCUUAAGCUCUGCGGGGCGGCGGCGCUUAAAUGAGUCGCUAGGGUGGUCGCCUCACAGUAGGCAACUAGAAAAUUAUACGAGUGAUAGCACUUCGUGGAACAUAUCCAACUCAAAAAUCUUGUCUGCCGCUACCCGGUAUUAUGUUUUUGGUUUUAAAGAAAUAGGCGGCUCUUAA